Molecule: messenger RNA, 1608 nt
Organism: Striga hermonthica
Lineage: Eukaryota; Viridiplantae; Streptophyta; Magnoliopsida; Lamiales; Orobanchaceae
Source: the annotation of a GenBank genome assembly
AUGGUUUUUUCGCUUUCUCCAUCUACACCUGUUUCCGUCUCUAUUAGCUGCAGCCCACCUCAAUUCCCCAUUUUCAAUCGCCUGAUUUACAGAUUCCCUGCACAAAAAGAAAGAAAACUUAUCAAUCAUCCGCCAUGUGUAGCUGCGCCGCCGUCAAAUUCUACGGCGACCAUUUCUGGAGAUGAUCGAGAAGUGGAGGACGUGGGCGCUGCAAUUGAAACCGAAGACUCUGAAGAAAUUUCGAGUUCGAAGUUUUCUUGGAGAGAUCAUUGGUACCCAGUUUCGCUUGUGGAGGAUCUUGACCCUCGUUACCCCACUUCAUUUCAGCUGCUGAAUAGAGAUCUUGUUCUCUGGUUCGAUACUUCUGCUUCCAAAUGGGUUGCUUUUGAUGAUAAAUGCCCACACAGGCUCGCCCCCUUAUCAGAAGGAAGGAUUGAUGAGAAUGGGCAGUUGCAGUGUUCAUACCAUGGGUGGUCUUUUGAUGGAUAUGGGUCGUGUGCUCGGAUCCCUCAGGCAGCAUCAGAAGGGCCCGAGGCCCGUGCCAUUAGGUCCCCGAGGGCUUGUGCAACCAGAUUCCCUACUAUGGUUUCUCAAGGGCUUCUCUUUGUUUGGCCAGAUGAGAAUGGCUGGGAAAGAGCUCAAGCCACUGAGCCCCCCAUGUUGCCUGAUGAUUUUGAUAGGCCUGAGUUUUCAUCUGUGACAAUUCAGCGUGAUUUGUACUAUGGAUAUGAUACGCUCAUGGAGAAUGUGUCUGAUCCCUCUCACAUUGACUUUGCACAUCAUAAGGUUACAGGCAGACGAGAUAGAGCAAAGCCUUUACCUUUUAAAAUGGAAGGUAGCGGGUCUUGGGGAUUUGCUGGUGCAAAUGACGGAAAUCCGAGAAUAAGUGCUAAGUUUGUUGCACCAUGCUACUACAUUAAUAAGAUUGAGAUCGAUACAAAGCUUCCAAUCGUGGGGGACCAAAAAUGGGUCAUAUGGAUUUGUUCCUUUAAUGUUCCAAUGGCUCCUGGAAAGACACGCUCGAUUGUUUGCAGUGCCAGAAACUUUUUCCAAUUCACUAUGCCGGGACCUAAAUGGUGGCAGGUGGUCCCUCGAUGGCAUGAGCACUGGACAUCAAACAAGGUGUAUGAUGGGGACAUGAUUGUGCUCCAGGGUCAGGAGAAGAUAUUUCUCUCCCAAACCUUGGGUGACGUUAACCAAGAAUACACCAAAAUUACAUUUACACCCACACAGGCUGACCGUUUUGUGCUAGCAUUCAGGAAUUGGCUGAGGCGGCAUGGCAACAGCCAACCCGAGUGGUUUGGUAGCACCAAACAACAGCCUUUGCCGUCCACCACAAUGUCCAAACGCCAGAUGCUGGAUAGAUUUGAACAACACACUCUAAAAUGCUCGUCAUGUAGAAAUGCGUACGGCUCCUUUCAGACACUGCACAAGAUUCUGGUUGGUGCUGCUGUUGUUUUAACCGCGACAUCAGGCAUUCCUCCUGAAAUGCAAUUACGAAUAGUUUUGGGGGCAUUAGCAAUUUUAUGUGCCGGGUUGGCUUAUGCUGUUAAUGAGAUUCAGAAGAAUUUUGUGUUUGUUGAUUAUGUUCAUGCCGACAUCGAUUGA